AAUCAAUUUCACUUUCCCUAGUGAGCACAGUGUACCAUUAUGCAUCCAUGCUAUGUGUUGUGUUGGUAUCAUUUUAUUAAAAAAAUCAUAUCCCUAACCAAAAUGUCUAUAACUGUACAAGAAUUGUGUAUACGUCUGACCUUAGAUUUUGCAGGAGCUGCCAUAUAAGUAAUAGUAUUAUGUAAUUAAUCCUUUCCCUCUAGUGUGGCAUAAAAAAUGUUACUUACCCAAGGUUAAGAGAACUUUUUUGAAAAGUUAAUAAACUUCCAUCAGUCUCCAUCUGGACAGGCAAGUAGAUUUUGUGCUUUAGCUGGUAAACUUUCGUGGCAAGUUUCCACAGCUGUGUGGCAGUGUCAGGCUAGAAGAAGUCUUGUGGAUGGGGCAAACGUGACUUAAGUGCUCUGAUUUUAUAGAAACCUUUUAACAAUCAUGCCGUUUCCACAGUCACUUGUUCAGAAUGGCUUUUAUAAUACAAAGAAAUAAAUGCACUUUGUUUAAAAACAAAACAGAUUCUUCUCUGACAGUAAAAUUCUCUUACAUUAUCACCACCUUUAGAUUUUUUAAAGACAACCUAUAAUGGAAAAAAAUCAGUGCCCUUUUUCCUUGUUUGACUAAUGAAGAAAAUUUAAGGGUUUCUGCUUUUUUUUUUUUUUCGUAAGAAAUACCAGGUCUUGACUUUCCUGUGUUUGCUGGAGAAGCAGUGUGUUCAUGGGAUACUGGAAGCUGAACAAUUGUGGAGAAGAGCCUUUUAGUCAGAAUACUUAAAACUAUUUUGUUUAACUCAAACAUCUGACACAUACUUAAGAGGAAAGUUUUGUGAAAGAGUCAACAUCCCUUUCAGUGGAGGGCUGGGAAAGCACUCUCAAGUCAUCUAGAGUACUCCAGCAAAAACAAGAACACACAAAUUUUUAAAAUCAAAAGUAAGCAAGAACUGGUCUCGGGGUAUGUGUCUUUUUACAUAAACAAAGGGCAAAACCAAAUGACGCCUUCCACCACUAGCACCCCCCCAAUAAGUCAGACUUGUUAUUCAUUGAGUUCUCUUUGUUUUCCAGAGAAAAUUGCUUAAGAUUGCAAAGCCACAGACGCAGCUGUCUGGCGUGUGUCUCGGUAGAACUUUCUCUAUCCAGUGAGCCUAUUGCCAGGGAGGAAAAGAGAAUAGUUUGCUUUAUGGCCAUCUAUCUUACUGGUAAGGAGUGGAGGCUAUUUUGAGGUUAGCCACUGGAGCUUAAAUUGUAAACAGGUUGAGGCACUUACACAGAUCUCUCCAUAGAUGUUAACUUGGGCUACUGAGUUUGUGGAUUCUGUUCAUUGCUAGCUUGGUUAAAAAUGACCCGAUGUUCUUAGCUGCUUCUGAGUAAAUAUAGCAGUUGACAGCUGUAGUUGAAUUAAUGCACAUGUAGAAUCAACCUAAAAUUCGAUGACCUUCCUAUAUUAAACAGGAACCUGUACUUUUUAAUGGAAGUGUUUAGUGCUAUGGUAAGGGAGUGGGAUUUCUGUGAAGGGAGUAGAGGAUCCAACUCACAGCACGCACAGAGACUUUAAGAAAGUUCAAACUUUCUGCAGAUUGACCGUGUCAGGUAGAGCGUGACAAAGUCUCUGAUCCCAGGUGAAUAGUUUAUCUGUCCAGACAGAAGGAACUUGCCUAGACAAGUAGCUUUGCAACAGCUCUCUAAAAUUCUGCCAGUUCUGUAAAUCCUGUUACCUCUGUAAUAGAAUCAUAGUUAUUCGUAGAUUGUCUUGUAUUUCCCACUAGUCGCAGAUGGGAAUUGGGGUACAGUAGGGUAAUAGCCAACUUUAUAAUAGGGUAUUCAAGGGUUUAUAUAUUAUAUAUUUUCAUAGUACUUGUCGCCCCAAAGGUUACAACAACAGCUUACAAGAUACAGUGAUGUAUGCACGUACCGCACCACUGAAAUGUGGACACAUUUGUUGUGGAAAGCAACAACCACCUCAGCAACUAGUGUACUGCACAACAGUAUGCAAGGAUGAAAACGAGUUGACUGAGGAAAACAGGACAAAGCCCUGUUCUCUUAAAAUGCCUUGGGAUCCGUUGUGUCCACAGGGAACAGACUGGAAUUCCUGUUUUUGUUUUGGGUGUUUUUGUAAGUCUUAUCUGAAAGCUCCCCUACACUCACGUUCUGUUAACUUUUUAAUGUUGCGGCUGGAGCAUGUUUAGACUAAUCUGUAAAUGAAGGGAUUUUAAAUUCAGAAACAGUGGAACCAUAAACUUCAUGACAUGAUGGAAGAAAAUAAUUGUGAGAAUAUGGCAGUUUGGAGAGUGUUCCGUGGAGUCUGACUGGUACAAGUGUACAUUCUGGGGUCUGGACUUAGCCCACAAAGACCAGCACAUACAAGUCGUAUCACCAGAAAUUAUGGCACUUUGGGGUGCUUGUUCCAAUGGGUUGCAAUAGUUCUGCGAACUAUCAUUUCCAAGUGUCACAUGAGUUGAAUUUUUCUUUGUACAAGAGUACAUAGUCUCUUUCAAUCUUGUCAGCUUGCAUGUGGUUGCAGUGCUACUUACAAAUGGGAAGAGAUUCCCAAAGCAGGUCAGACAGUCUAGGAGGGAACAUUAUACUGGAAUGAGCUACCACUAGCUUACUCAAAUGAACAAGUAACUCCCCUGUGAGCAAGCCAGCUAUGAUCUGAGUUUGCCACUUCCCUGCAAAGAAAGCAUUGCUUUACAGAUUAGUUAACUCAUCAACACUCGUGAUGUCAGCAUGUCUUUUUGACAACUUGGGAAUCCCUUGUCCCUAUCAAUUGAUUAUUUUCUGUUUCUAUAAGGACACAGAGAGUGGCUCAAAGGGGUGGUAGCUGUGGCUAAUAUGAUUGUGUUGAGCACCGGUAGUGUGCUUAGAAUUAUCCAAACAUAAGAUGUUCCUGUCUGAUAGAGUUUGCAAUGAAGUAGUUUGUUCAAUGAAUAAGUGUCAGGCCAUUGAUGAUAGGGACUUAAUGCAAAUCUUUUUUCAGGUCUGGAACUCUAGCUUCAAAUCAAUCUGGUCACAGUGCAGGGAUGCAGUUGAAGCUUUUGAGUUGAGGAUCACUGUAUUUUCUCUUGCUGGAAACAGUGAUAAAAAUGAAAGGAUAUCUGUGGGUAGGGCAGCAGGAGAUAAAGGGGGAAAUGAAAUAGCAAUCUGAAGUACUGGUUGAAGCUUUAAAAUGGAAAUGUAGAGGGUAACAAUUUGUCUGCCGUUUUGAAUACCUUACCUACAACAUAUGGAAAGCCCCACUUUAAAUGGUCUUUAUGUGAGGCCUGGUCCACACUAUGCAGUUAAAUCGAUUUAAACAGCGUUAAAUCGAUUUAACGCUGUACCCGUCCACACUACAAUGCACUUUAAAUCGAUUUUAAGGGCUCUUAAAAUCGAUUUCUGUACUCCUCCCCAAUGAGAGGUGUAACGCUAAAAUCGAUAUUACUAUAUCGAUUUAGGGUUAGUGUGGACGGAAAUCGAAGUUAUUGGCCUCCGGGCGGUAUCCCACAGUGCACCAGUGGCCGCUCUAGACAGGUAACUGAACUCUAAUGCACUGGCCAGGUAUACAGGAAAAGCCCCGCGAACUUUUGAAUUGCAUUUCCUGUUUGGCUAGCAUGGAGCUCUCAUCAGCACAGGUGACCAUGCAGAGCUCAUCAGCACAGGUAACAAUGCAGUCUCCUGAGAAUAGAAAAAGCGCACCCGCAUGGACCGCACGAGAGGUACUGGAUCUUAUUGCUAUAUGGGGAGAGGAUUCAGUGCUAUCAGAACUGCGUUCCAAAAGACGAAAUGAAAAAACUUUUGAAAAAAUUUCCAAUACCAUGAGGGAGAGAGGCCACACCAGGGACUCAGUGCAGUGCAGAGUGAAAGUCAAGGAGCUCAGACAAGCCUACCAGAAAACCAAAGCAGCAAACGGCAGAUCCGGAUCAGGGCCAAAAACAUGCCGCUUCUACGCUGAGCUUCAUACAGCUUUAGGGAGCUGCGCCACCAGUACCCUCCCCCCUUGUCCAUGGAUUCCGAGGUGGGGGUUAUAAUCUCAACCGUGGAUGAGGAUUCAGCGGAGGGGGAAGAUGACGAGGAGGAAGAGGAGGAAGAGCUUGCAGAGACCACACAGCACUCCAUUCUCCCCAACAGUCAGGAGCUUUUUGUGACCCAGACGGAUUUACCGUCCCUGCCCUCCCAAGCCACUAGCCCAGACAGUGAAGCCAUGGAAGGGACCUCUGCUGCAAAUUUUUCAAGCCUCCCUACUCCAUCUCAAAGGCUAGCUCAGAUAAGGCGGAGGAAGAAGAGGACACGAGAUGAAAUGUUCGCAGAAAUCGUGGCAGUAACCUGCAAUGAAAGAGCUCAUCUGGGGGAGUGGAAGGACGUGGUAGCAAAGUACAGGAAAGAUGCCAGUGAACGUGAGGACAGGAGGGACCAACGUGAGGAUAGGAGAGACGCUCGAGAUGAGAUGUGGCGGCAGGAAGAUCAGAGGUGUAGGCAGGAACAUCAGCGGUGGCGGGAUGCAACGCUGGAGCUGCUGCGUGAUCAAACUGACAUCCUCCGACGUCUGGAUCUUCAGGAAGAGCAGCGGGGUCACAGACUGCCACUCCAGCCCAUGUUUAACCACCCUCAGUACUCGCCAUGUUCCAUAUCUUCCACACCCAGACGUGUAAGAACGCGUGGGGGAAGGCUUUCUGCACCCGCCCACUCCACCCCCGUGGACAGUCCAAUCAAAAGGCUGUCAUUACAUUGAAAUGUCCUUAAUGGCCUUUUUCUUCCCUCCUAUCCUCCUCCCAAACCACUCCCGGGAUACCUUGUUAUUUCUCUUACUCUUUUUA
Molecule: messenger RNA, 4780 nt
Organism: Gopherus flavomarginatus (Mexican gopher tortoise)
Lineage: Eukaryota; Metazoa; Chordata; Testudines; Testudinidae
Exons: 2
Coding region: 3970-4695 (241 amino acids)
Source: RefSeq, a predicted model, not a curated record